GCUCUACUUGAAGACUUAACAUUGAAAGUAUCCUUCAUCACACUGAAUAUCCACGACUGAGCAUUUAAUAACAACAAACCUUGAAAGAUUGUCUGUGUUUGUAUUGCUUGUUCCAUCACUUGCUCUGCAGGAAACGAUAGGACGCGCUGUGAUGCGAGGACAAUAGUGGGGGGUGGGUAGGCAGAACGGAGAUUCCUGUGAGUGUGCAUUGAGAAAUAAUUGAGCGCCGUCAAAGCCAUUCAUUCAAGACCUUGACGAGCGCAGCUCUGUAAUUCAGCACCACAGUCUACUGAACAGCGCACAACGCAGGCACGACGAAUGAUAGCGAAUGUCAGUGGAUGGAUUCAAACAGUGGCACAAUAUUUCCACACUUUAUAUUCAAACUAAAGUAAUAUUUCUGAGCAAAACUUAGUUGGAUAAAGCUUUUCUCCACUCUCCGCUUGCGUGAUGCUGGUGUAGGCAAAAAGUGCUCUUUGGGAUGACUGUCUGCUCCCGGCACCGUGGAUCGGGGUCUAGAUAGGCGUUAGGAGUGGUGUGGAGCUGCGGAAGAGCCCCUACAUUCAGAAGGAUGCUGGUGGGAAAUGCCUGGAGACAGAGAGGACGAGAUUUGUCGAAAGGCUCUAGAACUGCUGUCGGAUCUAUGUUCUAGGGGCGAAGUGCAAAACGACAAUUGUGUGGAUUUCAUAUACUAUUUUCGAGAUCUUGCCAGACCGAGAUACUCAGACUCAGAUGUUUCGGUGAGCCUGCUGUCACUGUUGGUGACCACCUGUGGCCUGGCUCUUUUCGGGGUCUCACUCUUCUUUUCAUGGAAGCUGUGCUGGGUGCCAUGGUGCGACCGUGGCCUUCCCGAGGGCUUGAAGGAUGGCCACGGGGACCAGCAGCCAGUCCUGAUGGAGAUGGAUGGGGUGGAGAAUGAGUACAGCGAGGACUGUGUCAAGGAGCCCUCAGGCCUUUUAGCACCAGAGUCAGCCAUGAAGAUCAGCCACACGUCCCCAGACAUCCCCCUGGAGGUCCAGUCCAAGCCCAAGGAGAACCACAUCCGCCACAUUGCCCGCGUGCAGCGCCAGAUCACUGAACCCACCUCCUCUGUCCGGCACAACUCCUUCCGCCGCCAGAUGAACCUGUCCAACCCAGACUUCAACAUGGGUCAGUUCCAGAGACAGGAGUCCCUGGCCACUCUGGGCCGGAUCAAACCUGAGCUCUAUAAGCAGCACUCCGUGGACACGGACGACGGCAGGAGGGCCGACAGCUGCGGCCGGAUACACUUCAUCCUCAAGUUCGACUGUGACCUGGAGCAGCUCAUCAUCAAGAUCCACAAGGCCCAGGACUUACCGGCCAAGGACUUCACAGGAACCUCUGACCCUUAUAUAAAAAUCUACCUGCUCCCCGACCGCAAGACCAAGCACCAGACCAAGGUUCACCGCAAGACCCUCAACCCCGUGUUCGAUGAGGUCUUCCUGUUCCCUGUGGCCUACGCUGAGCUGCCCACACGCAAACUGCAUUUCAGUGUCUACGACUUUGACCGCUUCUCCCGCCACGACAUCAUUGGCCAGGUGGUGGUGGAUAACUUCCUGGACCUAGCAGACUUCCCCAGAGAGACUAAACUCUGUAGGGACAUCCAGUACGUCACCUCGGACAAUGUGGACUUGGGCGAUCUCAUGUUCUCCCUGUGUUACCUACCAACGGCUGGAAGGCUGACCAUCACAAUGAUCAAGGCUAGGAACCUCAAAGCCAUGGACAUCACUGGAGCCUCAGAUCCCUAUGUGAAGGUGUCUUUGAUGUGUGAGGGACGGAGAUUAAAAAAGAGAAAAACAUCCACCAAGCGAAACACUCUGAAUCCAGUCUACAACGAAGCCAUAGUAUUUGAUGUACCUCCUGAGAACAUUGAUCAGAUCAGUCUCCUAAUAGCAGUGAUGGACUAUGAUCGUGUAGGUCACAACGAGAUCAUUGGAGUGUGUAGGGUGGGCAACGAGGCAGAGAGCCUGGGUCGAGGCCACUGGAACGAGAUGCUGUCGUACCCCCGCAAGCCCAUCGCCCACUGGCACCCCCUAGUAGAGGAAACGGAGCAUGGCAUUGCGGAGGCACAGUGCGUGACAAUUGAUUUGUGGACAGAGGCGCAACAGAACGCAAAGGGGGGCCGGACCGUACACACAGAGAACAAUUUUGUGUGGGUGGGCCAGACUGCAGGUGGAAGUCAGGGCGGUUCCACCAACUCUCUGAAGACUCCUCCCUCACCAUGAUAUUAUUAUUAUUAUUAUUAUUAUUAUGAUGUGGAGAACACAGGGUGGUGAAGAAGAGGAUCAACAGAGAGCCUCAGCAUCAAAAGAGUAGGAGAGCAUUAAGCUGAUGGUAGAUGUUACUCAGUUUCCCCGACACAGAUUAAGCUUAGUCCUGGACUAAAAAACAUGCUACAUAGAGAAUCUCCAUUUAACAGUGCUUUUGAUCCAGGACCGGGCUUAAACCAUGUCCGAGAAACCAGCCCUAUGUGCUCCCACCGCAGAGUCUGUGCCUCCGUGACAUUCUUGCAUGGGGGACCAUGUUUAGUAAACUGCAUGUCCAGUGGCCAUUCAUUAGUACUAUUUGUUUAAAACGCAACAAAGUGUUCCAGUUUCAGUUGGGAGGUAACUGUAUAGUCUUGUUUAUGUCUUGUUUAUCACACAUUGUUACAAUUAAUUGGUAUUUGUUCUUUGGGUACAGUGCAUGGGUUCUUUCUUUUUUCCUGUAAUAUUGUCAUUUCUUAUGCUCUUUGGUUGAUUACAUGUGAAAUACUAGCAUACUGUAAGCACAAAAUGUACCAUGAAACUAAGACCUAGUAUGUAAAUUGUCCAUUCAGAUGUUACUAAAUAAAUAUUUAUAUAGUAGUUCCAGUGAUCAUACUGAAGAAUGCACAUACUUCUAGAAAGUUUUGACACAACAUGCUCUACAGAUAGUUUGCGGAUAGUAGGACCAUCUGUUGAUAAGCAGCUUGCUAAGGCUACUGUGAGGGUUAGGUUUUUUCCCACCUUUAUUUAACCAGGUAGGCUAGUUGAGAACAAGUUCUCAUCAGGUUUAGAAUACGGGUAAAGGUUAGGGCUAGGGUCAGUGGAUAGUUAGCUGAAAUGUUAGUGAUAGUCGGUAGAGCAUCUACAGAUGGCUUAUCCACAAAAAAGUAUGUUCAUUAAGUUUACCACACAAAGACAGACAGGUGAUUUUACCAUCUCAACAGUGAAUUGCUGUGUCAGGAAGAAAAGAGAAAAUAAACACACAGGCCUUAGAGCCUGUCCUGAACACUUUUCCCCACAAACCCACCUGCGGUUGGAGUCCCCAACUGGCCACAGACACUGACACACAUGACGGAUGCCGAGACUGUUGACAGCCAAACAAACAGUAACGAGGUGGGGUUGUGUCACACAUGGAGCUAACAAAAAUAUAUGGAAAUGUCUGCUCUAUCAAAAAUUACAACCAACUGAUUAUAGCAUUACCGCAAUAAUGGAGGUAAAUCGAAGGGGGAGAUGGUCGACAGACAAGAUCCUUACCCUACAUUAAAGACAAAUGUUUAUUAAUAAUAAUGUGAUAAAUAAAAAGUAUACCAGUUC
Molecule: messenger RNA, 3575 nt
Organism: Salvelinus sp. IW2-2015
Lineage: Eukaryota; Metazoa; Chordata; Actinopteri; Salmoniformes; Salmonidae
Gene: syt9b
Product: synaptotagmin IXb
Biological process (GO): calcium-ion regulated exocytosis; cellular response to calcium ion; regulation of dopamine secretion
Cellular component (GO): dense core granule; plasma membrane; exocytic vesicle
Molecular function (GO): calcium-dependent phospholipid binding; clathrin binding; calcium ion binding
Source: RefSeq, a predicted model, not a curated record